AAAAAGCAGGGGAGAGAAAGGGAAAGAGAAAUAUAUGCUCAGACAAUCAGAGUUCUUGGAGACUCCUCUCACUUGACUCUUUCCUCUUCAGGAAGCUAAAUAAAGAUAAGAAAGCAAAAGCUUCUGCAAGCACCAAGGACUAGAGCUGAUGGCCUCCGGUUGCCACUAAAAUCCUUUCAGCUGGAGGAGGAGAUCACAGGAUGAAUGCCAGAGUCACUUCAGUACUGCUCCCUGAUGUCCUUCCCUGCACUCUGUAAUGGUGAAUCCUUCUGCUGGCCAAGAAAAGAAUGAGUCACCCCGGAAUGGAAGAAUGAUGAAUCACCACACGGCCCUCUUCAUGAAUUCCAACAGGAACGUGGAUUUGAAGAUAAUUAUCAUAGGAGCACUGGGGGUGGGGAAAACCUCCCUCCUGCACCAGUUUGUGCACAAGACAUUCCAUGAAGAUUAUCGGACUACUCUGGGAGCCAGUAUCCUAUCUAAGCGCAUCAUGGUGGACAACACCCCCCUAAAACUGCAGAUCUGGGACACCGGGGGUCAGGAGCGGUUCCGGUCCAUGGUGUCGACAUUCUAUAAGGGCUCGGACGGCUGUAUGCUGGCCUUCGACGUCACGGACCUGGAGUCCUUCGAGUCCUUGGAUGAUUGGAGAGAGGAUUUCCUGGAGAAGAUUAUCCCCGCAGAGCAGGGCUUCCCCAUGGUGGUACUGGGAAAUAAAAUCGACUUGAAUGAACGCCAGGUGUCUAAGGAGACAGCUUCAUUCUGGUGCAAAGAAAAGGACAUCCCGUAUUUCGAAGUCAGUGCCAAGAAUGAUAUCAACGUAGUGCAGGCCUUUGAGACGCUCGCGAGGCAGGCCCUGUUGAGGUACCAAGAGAUGCUGGAGAACUAUUUAACAGACUCCAUCAAGCUCACUCCUGACGAUCAGCCCAAGAAGAAAUGCUGCUGAAUGAGACAUUCGGAGACACCUGACAUUAUGUCUCUGAGCCCUCGUUCGGCACCGAAAUCGCUGAACCGACUCCAUUCACUUCCAGUUUUGUGUUCAACCACAGGAGAUGACCACAGCGAUCCGGUUCCACUUUACACAGCCAAGCGGACAAAUCUCGUGACAUUUACCAAGUGCAGAGAAGGGACUAGCCUUUUCUCUACGUGCCUAGAUUGGACUACCCAGCCAGACCGCACCUGGCUGCUCCUAUGCAUCAGGACCCUUAUUGCUUCAUUAACCUUCUAACCACCCAUUUCAAAGCCUUGCACCAGCUUUCUAAACUUGGCUCUGUGUAGUCAGUGCUGAGUCUAGGUGGCCCAGCUGCCUUCCCAGUGCUGUGGCUGGCUCAGUGACCUCACUCACCUGCUAUCUCUCUGCUCUAGUUACACCUGUUGACACUCACAGGUCACAGAGGAUUAGUGGCUCACCCUUUGGCACUUGACCAAGCAUUCCCAACACACGCCUGAAUUGACAGUGCUAGGCAAGGCAGGGCUGUGCUGUCAGUGCCCUGCAGACUGGGCCUCCCUAGAGAAUGUAAUCUCAGUCCCUGCUGUUUGAACGCAAAACAGAGACUUUUGUUCACCAGAUACCCAGUGUUUAAACUAACAGCCCCUCAACCUGCACUUGAUAUUAAACAGGUGUAAGCUAUUUAUCCCCAAAGGAGGGAAGGGUGGAGUGUCUAGUGGUAAAAGCACAGGCCUGAGAGCCAGGAGCUUCUACAUUCUAAUCCCAGCAUUGACACACAUUGCCCUAGGCAUAACCUUUCUGUGCCUUAGUUUCUCCCCACCUGUAAAAUGGUGUGGGGGCGUGAUAACACUCUCUCACCCAGAGAUGAGGUUGUUGGUAAAGCACUUUGACAAUGAGCUGUGCUGUGGUGUUUUAUUGGCAGGGUGUUUUUUAAAGGAAUACUUUUUAAGGGAGGCAGUGGUGCCUACUGGCUAGAGCACUAGACUGGGUCACAGGAGACCUGGGUCCUAUUUCCAGCUCAUCUGCUAGUCUGCUGGGUGACCUUUAGUAAGUCACUUCACCUCCCCGUGCCUCAAUAGCCCCAUCUGUAAAAUGGAGAUAAUGAUGAAAAGUGCUAGAUAAGAGCUAGGCAGAAUUACUAUUUUAUUAAUCAUUGAAAAAGGAGAGGCAUGGAUCAGAUUUUGACGCAAGCAAGGGGAUUGAGCAGAACUUGAAAAGGGAAAGUGAAGGAAAGCGAGCAUAUGGGAUCUGUGCAGAUCUGUGACUGUCCUGAAGGGUCUCCCCUGCUCAAGUGUCUGGAUUUCUAUCUCAAUCUGGGAAUGAUGCCCAAUUUUCUGCUUUUAUUGCCCUGUAGGGUUCAGAUUCAUCUUUGGGUGUUAAAAACUCAAGGGCUGGACUAAGCUGUGCCCGUAAUGUGAAACUGACACAUGAAUUUAGGAUUUUCAGUGAUCCCAGGACAGGAGCAGUGGGAGGGAAAGCAGCACAUUCCUACCUCUCGGAGGUGCUUCAUGUCACUUUUAGUUGGUGGCUGUGAGCAGCAGAAGCAGCUGCCAUAUGGAACUUGGCCAACACUUGCGGAAUUGGUGAAAUCUGGGUUAACACAGCAGUGAAGAUCACCGGAAGCCAAGCCGCAGGCUGGGGCCAGAGGGCACAGCGGUGUAUCAGUGCUGUUUCCAUGCAGUUUGGCUUUGACUGUGGAAAGCUGAUCCAGCCAUGAAGCCCAGAGGAGUGGUGGACCCCUUCCUGUACACCCUGCCAUGGGCUGUGAUCUGUUCACAUAUAACCUGAUAUGGGCUGAGCCAUGGGCCAGGAUCCCUUCGCGUACGCUCUGACAUGGGCCACGAUCCCUUUGCAAACACCCUGACAUGGGUCGCACUGCUGAAGGUCUUUGGCCCAGUGUUCUCAAAGCUACCUUAGAGAAAUGUUUUUGGGUUCAGAGAUGACGACAACACCCAUGUUAAUUUAAAAUCAUUCCCAGCAAAAGUAAAAAGUUUACUCUGAAAUGCUGGGCAUGUGCAUCUUCUUUGUGUGUGGCUCUAAAUGAGAGGAUGUCCUGGGUCGGGGAUUCCCUGGGAGAAGCAAAUUUCACGGCGGUCCUGUGCAGGGGAAUAAGGCAAGCUGGACUGGCACUUUCUUUGAGCAUUUAGUCCAGCUCUGAAGUGUCAGUGUUGAUGGAGAAGUAGAUCCUACUGGAGGGGUGAGGUAUUCCCUUCUUCCACCACCAGGAGCUGCAAGGAUCCAUUUCUGAAGCCCCUCAAACUUUGCUGCAGAACUUCUUUUGGUUUCACAUUUCAAACGUGUCUAGCUCCUGCCUCUCUCUCUGAGCCAGGAGUCACAUAAGCCAUAGGACUGGAAGAACCUCCUGGGUCCUAGAGUCCAGUCUCAGGCUUUCUCAGGCCACCGUGACACACAAUCCUAUUGUUAUUAUUAUUUCUAUUCCAGUAGCCCCUAGAGACCAGAUCCCAGAAGGUGCUAUGCCAGGCGCUGUACAAACAUCUAACAGAGUCCAUGCACUGGAAAGCUUAUGAUCUAAAUAGGUUCUGAGCCUCUCCUGCAGAUCACAAUGACAUUCCUCAGAAAUUCCAGGAUUUUUCUCCAGGACCAUCACUAUUUCCCUAGCAGAAAUUUCUUUGAUCAAACAUCAGUUUUGUAAAGCACAGACAGCAACAAAUGGGGAUGGAAGGAGUGUGGAAUGGAUGUAAGGGUCUAACUGAUUGCCAUAUUUGGGGCUGGGAAGGAAUUUUCCCUCAGAUCAGAUUGUCAGCCAGAGAUCCAGGGUCCUCCCCUUCCUCCCCAACACCCUAGUCAUCUGUAGCCUGGGGUAUGGGUCACUUGCUAGUUUGAACUAGAGUAAAUGGUGGAAUCUCUACAGCUUGAAGUCUUAAAACGUAUGAAAGAUCUGUAUAUGGGCCUGUCAUUCUGCCUUUGGGCACAAGAGGUCGUCAGUACAAUGUGAAGAAAGCUUCUAUUGUACAGCCUCCAUACCAGCUUCCUAGAAUCACAGAAAUGUAGGACUGGAAGGGACCUCUAUAGGUCAUGCACUGAGGCAGGGUUCAGUAUUCCCUAAUCCAGGGAUCGGCAGCCUUUCAGAAGGGGUGUGCCGAGUCUUCAUGUAUUCACUCUGAUUUAAGGUUUCGUG
Molecule: messenger RNA, 4082 nt
Organism: Gopherus evgoodei (Goodes thornscrub tortoise)
Lineage: Eukaryota; Metazoa; Chordata; Testudines; Testudinidae
Gene: RAB7B
Product: RAB7B, member RAS oncogene family
Exons: 7
Coding region: 257-940 (227 amino acids)
Biological process (GO): phagosome-lysosome fusion; endosome to lysosome transport
Cellular component (GO): phagocytic vesicle; late endosome; lysosome
Molecular function (GO): GTPase activity; GTP binding
Source: RefSeq, a predicted model, not a curated record